CCGUGUCCGGCUGAGUAGCGAGACUCGUAGCGUGACCUCUACUGCAGUUGAAAACACUCCAGAGCCGAGGGUGAAUCAAUUGGCUGCAGGGAUGCGAGUCGUUUGUGCUUGAAACAUUACUCUCAGAUAACAGCAACACAAAACAGGCAUAUGUCCUCGGAGCCGCUUGAUUUCCGACUCGGGGAGAAUAGUGUGACAGUCGGCGCUGAGCCUGUUCCUGCACAGCAACAUCGACAUGGGUGUGAUCAGUGUGCAACUGGUGGUUACCAUGGUAAUGGCCUGCGUGAUUCAGAAAAUUAUACCUCACUACUCCUUCGCAAGAUGGCUGCUUUGCAGUGGCAGUCUGCGUUGGUACCAGCAUCCAACAGAAGAUGAGUUGAGGAGCCUUGCUGGAAAGCACCAGAAAGGAGGGAAGAACAAAAAGGAAAGGAAAUACAAUGGGCACAUAGACAACAAGCCACUGACGGUUCCCAAAGACAUCGACCUCCAGCUGGAAACGAAAUGUAUUGCCGAAGUGGACACACUAGCUUUGCACUACUUCCCGGAGUUUCAGUGGCUGGUGGACUUCACAGUGGCAGCGACAGCAGUGUACCUCAUCACUGAGCUGUACUUCUGUGUGGCUGAGCCUAACGGAGAGAUGAACAUCAGUGUGGUGUGGAGUUUGUUAGUGCUGGCCUUUGUUAUUAAGAUCCUCUUCUCCCUCACGGCUCACUACUUUAAGCUGGAGGAAGGUGGCGAGCGAUCCCUCUGUAUCACCUUUGGGUUCUUCUUCUUUGUCAAAGCAAUGGCCAUCCUCAUUGUCACUGAGAACUACCUGGAGUUUGGACUUGAGACGGGUUUUGCUAAUUUUUCUGAAAGUGCUGUUCAGUUUCUGGAGACCCAAGGCCUGCAGUCCCAGGGCCCCAUAUCCAAACUAACCUUUAAGCUGGUUCUGGCUCUACUCUGCUCUCUGAUUGGAGCAUUCCUUACCUUCCCUGGGCUGCGAUUGGCCCAGAUGCAUCUUGAUGCCCUCACCCUAAACAUCAGCAAAGUCACACAGACGUUGCUGCAUAUCAACUUCUUGGCCCCACUUAUAAUGGUACUGUUGUGGGUGAAGCCCAUAACCAAGGAUUAUAUAAUGAAUCCCACACUGGGGAAAGAAAGUGUGCCUUUAAUGUCAGAGAAGACGUACGACACGCUGCGCCUGUGGGCCAUUCUGCUGCUGUGCGCACUGAGGCUGGCCAUGAUGCGCCACCACCUACAGGCCUACCUCAACCUGGCCCAGAAGGGUGUUGAGCAAAUGAAGAAGGAAGCAGGGCGCAUCAGCACGGUCGAGCUGCAGAAAAUGGUCGCUCGAGUCUUUUACUACCUAUGUGUGAUAGCUCUUCAGUAUGUAGCACCACUGGUGAUGCUGCUGCAUACAACUUUGCUGCUAAAGACAUUAGGUGGACAUUCCUGGGGCAUUUAUGCUGAAGAGAAUGAGGACUCUCACCUGGACACAGCAGAACAAGCAGAAGCUCAGGCACCACAAACAGUGGCACAGCUCUCUGUGGCUUUGGGAGGACUGAGGACCGUUUUCACUCCUUUGCUUUUUCGAGGCCUCCUCUCCUUCCUCACCUGGUGGAUUGCUGCCUGUUUAUUCUCCACAUCUCUCUUUGGCCUCUUUUACCACCAGUACCUGAUGGCUGCAUAGCGACGGGCUACCUGCGGGCCAGUGCUAGCAGAGAGGACUGUACAGCCAAAGGCCCAGAAACUCCAUCACUUUCUUUUCACCAUAUCUCUCUGACGGGCUUCCUUUAUGGACUUUGAUGUCCUUUUUUUUUUUUUUUUUUUUUUUUUAAAUGUGUUUUCAGCAUCACGUUCAGUCAACCAUUGCGAACAAUAACAAUAAUAGUAAUAAUGAUUAAUGAUUUGAUAUUCAUAAUGUUGGGAAUAGUGAAUGGAAGAUUAUCUCCUGGGUAGGGGUGUGUAUGUUGAUUUAACAAUGCAGGACACCCAUGAAUAUGCAGAUGGAUAAAUUUUUAUGGGCCUUUUUUGUUUGUUUUAAACACACUGAGAAUUUUGAAGUUGUGCAUUGCUUAUUGAGAUACUGUAUUUUUAGAGUUCUAAAUGGAUGAUAGAUGAUAUGCAAAAAAAAAAAAAGCGGGGUUUUUAAAUGUGAUUUUAAGUCAUUUUUCACGUUCACCUCUGAAACUUGGCUUUGCUGUAGGGAAGGUGGACACCCCCAGUGUUAUACGAAUCUAAUAACUAACAAAUGCUGUAUUACGGCAAAGAAUAGCGCUGGGGCCGUGGAUAGCACCUGGGAGGGGGGCGUAUUAAUUAAAUGUGGGGGUUGUUUUUAUCUUUAUUGCCAGGCAGGUGCUUAAUAGGCCUUCCUGUUUGAGUUUGUGUAACUGUACAAAGACUGAGCUAAUUUAACAGUAUGUGUGUGUGCAUGUGUGUGAGAACAGACAAGUGUUAGAAUAAAGACAUCAAUGCCUGGAGGCUGCAGCUGACCCCUGCCGCUUGCAGGCAUAAAUCUAAAAAGGGCAUUUUGAACAAGAAAGGAGCGAUCUUUGGAAACGAUCUAAAGCACUGGCCUCCGCUCUGCUCCUGCCUCUCCUUUUAGUUUAACUGGUCAAACGUUUUGCUUUGAAUCUAGGGUCCAGCGUGAUCAAACAGAGCCUGCAAGUGCACCGCACAUGCUACCAUGUCAUGCCUAUUGAUUUGCCGUCACGGCUCUAGUAUUUGGAUUGAUUUCCGUUUAGCUUUAUAUUAAGGUGCCAAGGAUGCGUGUAAGCUCUAAUCUGUUGUGAGUGUAACUGCUUGUGUCCAUUCGCAGACAUCGAGCCAUGUGGCCUGCUGUGAAAUGUAAGUAUUCACACUCAACUGUUCUCUGCAGUGUACAAGCAAUAGGGGGAAAAAACCUCAUGGCUUGUUAAUACGAAGAGAGUUUGGUGUGAUUUGUGUACCUCGUGUGCCGCAGUAUAGCAGUGUAUGAGUCUGAAUUCUGCAGAUUUUUAUACAUUUUGGUCAGUAAAAACAUGGGGAUUGCACUACAGCUCAGACAAGCAGAACAGAUACAGGAUACACAUAUCAGUUUGAUUUGUAAUGGUGUCUUUUUUUUAUUGUUAUUACCAUUUUAACUCUUUUAUGAGUUAUAAAAGUCAGUCUUAUCCUCUCUCUCCAUUUUGCAUUUUGGAGAGUGUGCACAAUAUGAAUGUAUCUGUCCUGUGGUUUUGAUGUAUGAUUUUUCAUUUGUUCAUUAUUUUUUCCUGGUUCAACGACAAAUUUUCAACUUGGCCAAACCGGUGACAGUUUUUGGUUAGUAUUGCUGACCAAAUCAGUUAUUUAUUUAACAUGCAGUGGUUUAACAUUCAGAAGGCUGUCUGUUGCCUGGGAUACCAUGCCUUUGAGUCAGUAUUAAGAAGAGGAAUGGGACAGGAACAGUGUUCCAAUAAUUAUGAAAUUUGGCUGAAAUGUACUUUGCACAAUCAUCACCUAAUCAGUCAGUCAUAUAUCCAGUGUCAUUAGACCAUUUAUGAGCAUUUAAAAGCUCUUUAUCACUUGCAAGCAAGAAACUACUGACUUUGCCAAGUUAUCAAGUUAUCAGAUUCUUACCUUUUUGUCUUUUCUAGCACUUCUAAUUUCAAACAAGUAGUUGAAGAGUGACCAAGAGCAGAAGGAAGCUGUUUAUCAUUUACUAAAUACCUCUUUUUCAUCAUAGCUACGUGUCUUUAAACAUUUCAAACCUAAUGCCAAAUAACAUAUAAUCUUGGGUUCUUAACCGGGGCCGUUUGGAUUUCACAAGACAAAUUUGACAAAUCAUUUGUAAAAUUCCUAUUCUUUUUCUUUCUUUCUUUAUUUUCUCCAUUGACUUCUAGUGGAGAUGAAGCUGGGACACUUCUUAAAAUCCACAAGCCAGAAUGGCCUUGUUUGUCUUAAUUGUGUUUUAUGUAUAGCGGUUCUACUGUUUUAUUUAUUAUUUUUUGUUAGUUUGUGUUUAAUAAAUGAAUGUUGAGGGAAA
This is a messenger RNA of Pangasianodon hypophthalmus (striped catfish), 3985 nucleotides long. It is a transcript of the gene tmem161b, whose product is annotated as transmembrane protein 161B. Lineage: Eukaryota; Metazoa; Chordata; Actinopteri; Siluriformes; Pangasiidae. The coding region runs from base 236 to 1672 and encodes 478 amino acids. The transcript has 12 exons. The record is from RefSeq and is a predicted model, not a curated record.